CGUGCUCCGCGGAUCGCACUGGUAUUAUGGGAUGCGGGACGGGGGAGGAAUGGCGCUGGGCGCGUGAUUUUGAACAAACGCUCCGUGUCCCGGCGACCGCGGCUCAGUGAGAGGGCGGGGGAGCCGCCACCGCCACCAGGCCCGGCCCGGCCCGCAGCACCGCCAGCCUCCCCGCACAACAACGGUCUGCCCGUCAACGCCGAUUUUCGUUUUAGCUGUACUUCACCGUACUUGUGCAUAUUACAAUAAAUUCAAGUUGACUUGAUCAAAACAUAAAGUGCUGGAGGAACUCGGUCGAUCAGACAACUUCUGUGGAGGGAAAUGGACAGAUGACGUUUCAGAUUCAAAUAAUUGUUAUAAACAGAAGAAAUGUCAAUGUGGAAACAUUUGAUGAUAUCAACAUGUAACUACAGAGGAUAAUUGGAAACUGAGGAAUUCACUAACUUCUGAGGCUGCAAGUUCCACAUCUCAGUCCUAAAUAUCUUGUUCCGCAAUCUGAAUCUGUGACUCAUCAUUUUGGACGUCCCAGCCAGGGGAAUGUAAUUACCGAGUCUUUGCAAAGUAUCUGCAGUAUUAAGAUGGAGGUGGUUUCGGCUGAGGUGGUUAGUCUGCUUCCCGAGGAGAUAAUGGACACAACUGUUGUCGAUGAAGACACUAUUGAGGCUGUCACAAUAACAUCAGAGCAUGAGGAAUUAGUUCCCAUGGAAACUGAACUGGAGGAAAUUGUACAUCCAGAUGAAGGCAAGCACUCCCAGGUUCUGUCAAGCCUUGCAGACCACGUAACUGUGUUGACAAAUAGUAGUACUAUUUUAAGUGCACCAUUGAUAAAAAUGGAAGUAAACCUUGACAGUUCAUCACAGCCUACAAGUAAAAUCAACCAUCCAAGUACAACUGGUGGAUCUUCGGCAGAAAAUCAAGUUGUUCUCAAAGCAGUCUCUGGAACUGUUGAUCAUCCUACUUUAAGCCAGGUUAUUAAAUCUGAGCCAAUAGAACAACAGUUUGUGGUGACCACUCUUGGAAAGUCCAGACAGUCCAUCGUACUUUCGUUGCCGUCAUGUCAGGUAGCCCACCUUCAACACCCAUCACAAUUACAAGUCAUGGAUCCUCAAAUGCAGAAACAAAUCAAGGUGGUUACUAUUAGUGAAAGGUUUGAUGGAAAGACAGGAAUUGGAGCAUCAAAUACUUUGGGUCCUGGGAACUCGGUGUUAACGGCAUCAAUUCAGCCUGCUCAAACUCAGAUGAAAACUUUACAGAUCGCCAAGAAAUGCAUAUCCACUUCUUCUUCAACACCAAUGAUCACGAAAGUUAUCAUUGCCAAACCCAUCCAGAAGAAUAUUAUAACAGGUAGAGUUCUUUCUCAGAGUGCAAUCGGAACUGCCCCAAAUACCAUUACUAUUUCUGAAAGUGGUGUUACUGGAACCAGCCUCAAUCCCUUAACACAACAGACAGCCACCAAGAUAGCAAUCUCUCCACUGAAGUCUCCAAAUAAGACGAUGAAACCUGCUGUGCAGACACUAACUAUGGGAACAAUGAAUACCACCCAGUUCAAAACCAUCAUUCCUUUGGCAACAUCGCCCAAUGUUCAGCAGAUUCAAGUACCAGGCAGCAAGUUUCAUUAUGUACGCCUGGUUCCUGCGUCAACAGCCAGUGGCUCCUCCCAGACAGUCAGCUCCAGUUCCAGCACCAACACACAGCCCUUAUCACAAGCUAAGACAGUUGUACUGAAUCCACAAGUUCGCAUGUCGAUUCCAAUUGCACCAGCUCAGAAUAUUAAAAAUGUAGUUCCCAAACCAAUUGUCGGCACUACACAAAUGGUCACCACCAGCCAGCCCCAACAGAGACUCAUCAUGCCUGCAACUGCAUUACCGCAGAUCCAACCAAAUUUAACAAACCUCCCACCGGGCACUGUUUUGGCACCAGCGCCUGGAUCUGGCAGCAUGGGAUAUGCAGUGGUCCCAGCUCAGUACGUUACACAGUUGCAACAGGCCUCCUAUGUUUCAAUAUCCAAUAAUAAUGGAUUUUCUGGAACAUCCAACAUUCAGACUCAAGCAAAGCUGCCAAUCAAUGGAUCAUCCACAUCAGAAUCAGGAUCUCGACCUAGGAAACCUUGCAACUGUACAAAGUCUCAGUGCCUCAAACUAUACUGUGAUUGCUUUGCAAAUGGAGAGUUUUGCAAUAGUUGCAAUUGUACCAACUGUUUUAACAAUCUGGAUCAUGAAGCUGAGCGGCUUAAAGCAAUUAAGGCAUGUCUCGACAGAAAUCCAGAAGCAUUUAAGCCGAAGAUUGGAAAAGGUAAAGAAGGUGAAUCUGACAGACGACAUAGUAAAGGAUGCAACUGCAAGAGGUCAGGGUGCUUGAAAAAUUAUUGUGAAUGCUAUGAGGCAAAAAUCAUGUGUUCAUCAAUUUGUAAGUGCAUCGGCUGUAAAAACUUUGAGGAGAGUCCUGAACGGAAGACGCUAAUGCAUUUGGCAGAUGCUGCAGAAGUUCGUGUACAGCAACAAACUGCGGCAAAGACCAAGCUCUCGUCGCAGAUGUCUGAUCUACUCACCAGAACCACACCAGCUGUCACAAGCAGUGGGGGAAAGUUGCCUUUCACGUUUGUUACAAAGGAAGUAGCAGAAGCAACUUGUGAGUGUCUUCUUGCACAAGCUGAGGAAGGAGAGAAGAAUAGCCAAACAAAAGCUGUCACUGAACAUAUGAUUCUUGAAGAAUUUGGUCGUUGCUUAAUGCAGAUUAUAAACUCAGCGGGCAAAGCCAAAGGCGAUGCUUGUACUCUUAGCUGCUGAUCCAUGUGUGCUUCACUGUGGGAGCUGAACAGGAAGAAUCACUUGAAAAAAUUCUACGAUUUUAAAACAAAAAUGCUUAACAGUUUUGUGCUUGCCAUGUUUUACAGCUGUACGGUUAGCAAAGGCUUUCAAUAAGUCAGAUUAUUUCUUAGCAGAUUUUCUGCGAUUUGUCUGACUACGGUGCCUUUUUUAAACUUAAAUGCUUAGGAUACAAAGUAGAUUUUAUGAUGUAAAUCAGUGUGAAUAUGCAAAACUUAUGAAGGAGGCACAAUUUUGAUGCUUUUGGUGACAUUUUACAUAUUUUGCAUCCCUCUAUGCAAGGCUGCUUUCUUUGUUGAUCAUCUGUCAUCCAAAAUGUUAUGGUUUUGUUGACUAUUCUAAAUUCCAUCCCCCAGAAUGAUGACUGUCUUUUAGCCACAGGUACAAAUUGUUUUGGAAUUUGACAGUGGAGUACCUGCUGUUUAAUAACUUCAGAAAUGACUUUCUACAAAGGAUCAAGUUUUUUGAUGCAAGGACUCUGUUUUAAAAAUGUUGGAACCUGAGGGUGGAAAUUAGAUUUUAAUUGGCUGAAAAGCUCAGCAUUAUGUAUGAUUUUGUUUUGACAAUGUAAAUGUACACACCCUUCCUUUCGGGAUACACCAAUGAUCGAGUCACCUGGUCUGGAGCACAGUAAAAAUCUGUGGACCUACAAGUGCCAUUUGCUAGUAAUUGUGUUAAGUGGUGCUUUAUCACACGUGAUCAACUCGAAGGUGAGCCUUCUUCCUCUGUGGGAACUAGUAGUUAUCGGCUCGCUUGACCUAUUGAAACUUGCGCCUCUGAGUAACCAUACCUAAAAGCUGCCAAUGGACAGGGCUAUAGAAUGGCACAAAAUAGUGUGGCGAGAAGGAAUUUCUGCUCCUCCCACUUAAAUUGCCUUUCUUUGACCUUUUUUGCCAUGACAAGCUUUCAUGUAGAAACCUGUAAAAGGACCUGUUGACCUGAACAUAUUCAUUACAGUGACAGUGCAAAAUGCAAAAAUUCAAAACACUUUGUUUCUUAACCUCUAAAUACAGGCAGACCAUAACCUUUUCUUAAUUUGACCAUUGAAACUCAGCAGUAUCCUGUUUCUUUAAAAAAAUAAUAAAGUACUUUCUAAAGUAUUGCUACAUGAUUUCUUUGUGAUAUGCAGCUACAGAAAGAUCUAUUGGAGGUGUUGCCUGUUUAAUAUCAAGAUUAAGCAGUCAGUUUAUCAAAACCAGUGUUCUCAGUGUCAUAAUCUUCACAAAAGCUUGUUAAUUACUGCUAUUUUCAUAUAACAAGGAAUAGUCUGUUAACAUGCAACAGAUAAAAAUGUUUUUAAAAAUGUAUUUUUACAGAAUGUUAGAACAGGGUAUUUGAUGCUAAUUAAAAAUCCAUACAUGCCUUAGAUUAAUUAUGACUUGAGUGAUGACGUAUAAAAUGUGUUUUAAUGGACAACGCUUCUCAAGCUUGUACUUUAUCAGGUUUUAAGUGGGGAUAUGCAUUGUCUUUCUCUGCUGCAUCAGUGAUUGGCGUGCUCUACUAAUUUUGUAUAUACUGUUAAUUUAGUCACUGCAGCUGUAUUAUGUCUAUUUAAAUAUUGAACAUAAAAGACUUGGGCUAGCCAAAUGGCACUUGGAGUGAGUAUGUAGAUUGUGAAAAUUGUCUGGUUGUUUCUGUGGGUGUUUUGUUGGCAUUAAUUUGAAGAAGCAGGUUUCACAUUUUCCUGACUUUUUUCUUAUGUAUUUUCCUGUACAGUUUCUUCUCAUUUAUCCGUAUUUCCUCAUUCUUCGUGUAAUACUAUUUUCCCUACCCAAACAAAUACAACCCAGUAGGUUUUUAGCAACUGAAGUAUGCUUUAUUUACAUUACUUUCACCUUGUUUAAUAAUAUCUGGAUAAAUAGAUUUUAUAAUGAAAACUUUAAAGUCAUGGGUGCAAAUUUAUUUUAGUUGCGUUUUUUAAAAAUUCCUGUUGAAGUACUCAUGGCAGCCAGAUCAGAGAGCAUAAGUAAUAGGAGCAGAAAACGCGAAGAAACUCAGUUGGUCCGGCAGCAUCUGUGGAAAUAGAGAAUUGAUGUUAUUUCAUCAGGAUGGUCAUGAAGGAAGUUCAUCAAUCUAAAUCAUUAACUCUGUUUCUCCCUCUACAGGUCUUGCCUGACCUUCUGAGUCCCUCCAACAUUUUCUAUUUUAUGACUGAUUACCAGCAUCAGCUAUUAUUUUUUUUAAUUUUCAGUGAACAUUGGUGAUUGGUGAUUGUAAAUAUAUUUUCAGUGCACUUCAUUUUUCAUAUUUUAAUAUUUCUGACAGUUGAUUUAGGAUGCCCAUGUAACAUUAAGAAGCAGUGCAUGGUUUUUUUAACUACUUGUAGAGAUCCCAAUAAAUAUAACGUUCUCAAAGACAAUUAUGCUACCAAUUUUACAGCAUUCUAAUUGUGACAAUAUUCAUAGUUAACUGGUUAUUUCUAACAUUACUAUCAAAUUCACAGCUUGAUGAAUCCCAUGUAGCUAGAUUUUAAAUGUGUUUAAAUAGAAUGGUUAAUUUUUUUUUAAUAUAUCACCUUAUUGAUCAAUAAUCAACUUUAUACUAUUGAUGGCCUUUUUAUACAUAGGCAUUGAUUACAAGAGGAUAGAGAAUGAACCCAACGUGGCUGCAGUUUGUCAAAUUCAGUUAUAAUACGUACAAGCUAAAAUGUUAGCCCAAAAUGUUUUAAGAAAAUAGUCUUAUGGAGACCAAAAUUAUAUAUUUAAAUUUUUGUCGGAAGUUUGCUAUGUACUGGAGGUAUUAAUGUCUGAUACUCUGGAAUCUGGUGGCAUGGAUCCUUUACUGUCUGAUUUAAGUUUCAAUUACUCAAAUGCAUUGCUAUGGAGAAUAAAUGAAAAAACGCUAAUGAAAUCAUAACUCAUCUUCCCACUGUUCUUGGUUACCUCUUAGCAACUGGCUGUGAGGCAUUGGAUAACACAGAUAAGCAGUUGACUCUGAACCUUCACAUUUGCAGUCUGCUCACUCUAGUAAGAAAUUCUCACCUUCCUGAAAGUCAAACUGGAUAAGAUGUUUUGCAGUUUAGACUGCCGUUGUCUUUGGACUUUCUCUUUCUUUUUCUUCUUCUUGCAUAUGGCGUGCACAGCCUAAAGUUGUAGGACAACUUGUUCUAUUGAUCUUAUUUGAUUGUGCAUGCCGGGUUGGUGGCAUUCGUCUAAACAGGGUGGACCACGUGAAGGUUGCAAUCUUCCACCCCAACUUUCUCUUUCAGAUCACUGCAUUAUUUCUUACCCAAGGGAGCAAGAAAAUGGCUGUAGUUGCAAGUUGGGAGAAGUUUUAUUCAUGGGUUUCUUUAAUGUUUCUCUGUUAAAUCUUAAAACCCUUAUCCUAAGACUCAAAUUGUGUUAUUUAUUGUUAAAUAUUGUCUACUUGUACUAUCUGAGUUUCUGUGAUUUAAAAAUUUUAACCAUGAUGCCAAACCGUAUUGUUUUUCAGCACAGUGACACAACAUGCAAUCUUGUUGUAUUCUUGACCUCUAUCUUGUCCUCUCUUUACCAGUGACUUUUGUCAGCAGCUUUGUCAAGAUUACAUAGAGGUCUACCAGAAUAUAUGUAGCAAAGGCUCAAGAUCAAAAUGGUGGGUUGAAAAUAGUCUCUUUUGGUCUCGUACAUGGUCCCUAAAGUAAAACUCGCUUCAAAAAUUAUUCAAAUGUUGUUGGUCCCAGGAUUUUUUACAUAAUAUAAUCCUUCUUGACCAUAUCAUUCUGUUGUCUUAUUUUACUUUCAUUAAUAUUAAUUAAGAAAUUCAGAUUUCUCUUUAAUCAUCCUAAACCGUCAUCAGGUUAUCAUCUCCUUUGAAGCAUUCCAGAUUUUAGAAAUCACAAUGACAGUGAUUGGUCCAUGUUGUUUAUUUUUCGGAGAUACAUUUUAAGAAAAAGUAUCAAUGUUGACUAAUGGACAAAUUUAUUGCCUGAAUAAAGCUUGUCAUCUUGAAAUUAUAGCCUUGCUAGUUGCAUUGUGAAAUUGAGUGUGAGAUAUUUGAGGGGUAAAAUAUAACAUUACGAUUUAAAAAUACAACAUUAUGUGAUAUGAAGUGAUACAGUGUAACUAAUUGGGUUUACCAGCUAUUUUAUUAAAUUUAUAUUUUGUUCAGGAAUAUAACAGCAAUUAGUCAAACUUAAUGUUUAUUUUUAAAGAUUGCAUAUAUAUGGCCAUUUCUGUUUCACACAAUUUGAGGAAGUUAGAAUUGGAUUAUGACAUUGCAGAGUAUAAAUUUCUAUAUUUCAUUGUGGUUAUCUCUCAUCACCUGGAUUUGAAGCUAUUCUGAGGUUGUGAUGCCAAGCUUUGUUUGUUGAACGUCCAAAACUAUUUAUAAACUGAAGUUGAGCUCUUUCUUUUAAUUAAGUUUUGUCAAAACAUUUAUACUUGCUCUCUGCUUGCAUUUAAUAUGCUAGUGCACUAGCAGCAGAGUACAAGCUUGCAUCACUCUAUACAAUCACAUGGGGGGGUGGGGUAGCAAUUAUUUCAUACAGUUAAAAGCAAAGAAAGAUAGCACAAUACUUUUUCAUUUGUUGCUUCUUAUGUGUGCAUUUUGAAUAAAUAAACAUUGGCUGAUAUCUGUAAUUUCAUUGUUUUUGUUGCCUCUCUCAUCCUGUCUUUAAAUUUAUAUAUUCUGUGCUUUACUGAAAAUGAUGUAUGUAGAAUUGCUGUUGCUGCCCAAGAAAGUUUUACUGCUGCAAUGUUUCAUGACCUGGCUAUCAAUGUGAAACAGGUUCAACACUUUAAUUUUUAGAGAAAUCAGAUGUAAUUGCCUGAGCAUGGUAUACCUGAUUUAUCUUUAUCAUUUGCUCCUUCAGACAUUUAAAGGGAAUCUACACCACAUUAAACUGUACACAGACUAGCUACUUUUAAGGGAUCUGCAGCAUCUUCACUUUGCUACCAUGUGAUUUAAGUAUAAUUGACAUGUGGUUUUAAAGCAAUGCCCCCACAUGUCUUCUAUUCAUAGGACAUCAGCAUCUUAACAAUCGAGUACAAAAAUUAUGUUGCCGUGCUUUGAACAAAAUCAAACAUAAAUGUUUUUCAAGUUCCUUGAUGAUUUCACACAAUAUUUUUAAUCUAAUUCGAAGGUGUUUGUGUUAAUAAAUUUUACCAGUACUUAUGUUGUAGCAUCAGUUUUUUUGGGUUGUACUUUAAUGCCAAUUUUUAUAUAUGGUAAAUAGCUGCAUUUAUAAUAAAUAUUAUCAUUGGCCACUU
This is a messenger RNA of Leucoraja erinaceus (little skate), 8014 nucleotides long. RefSeq names its product lin-54 DREAM MuvB core complex component (gene lin54). The record is from RefSeq and is a predicted model, not a curated record. Gene Ontology annotation, cellular component: nucleus. The transcript has 16 exons. Lineage: Eukaryota; Metazoa; Chordata; Chondrichthyes; Rajiformes; Rajidae. Gene Ontology annotation, biological process: regulation of DNA-templated transcription. Bases 579 to 2786 code for a protein of 735 amino acids.